UAAAAGGAUCACGCAUCGAGGCACUCGGACAACAAUGGCGUCUUCUCUCAGCCCAGCGUUUGCCUACACGGUUGUGUACGUGAAGGACGUCGCCAAAUCGGUGGCUUUCUAUGCCAAAGCCUUCGGCCACAAUGUUCGUCGCUUGGACGAAUCCCACAGAUGGGGGGAGCUGGAAAGCGGGCAGACGACGAUAGCGUUUACUCCGGUGCACCAACACGAGACCGACGGCCUAACCGGCGCGGUCCAGAUCCCUGAGUCCGGCAACAAGAGACAGCCAAUUGAGGUUUGCUUUGCGUACGCGGAUGUUGAUGCUGCCUACAAGAGGGCGGUGGAGAGCGGUGCAGUGCCGGUGAGCGAUCCGGAGACGAAAGAAUGGGGCCAGAAAGUUGGUUAUGUGCGUGACAUUGACGGGAUUGUGGUGAGGAUGGGAAGCCACGUGAACCCACCGAAACGAGACUGAGUGGAACCGAAAAAUAAAUCUAUGAGUUGUGAUGAUGAACACACUAAAGAAGUACUUCGAUAUUUAUUAUGAAUAAUCAGACCCACAAAGAAUUUUGUUUGUAAAAAGUUGUUGCUAAUUGUGUAAAAGUCGUCGCGAUGAUGAUGUGUUAUUGCAUGUCAUCGGCUGAUUGCUAAUAAAGUCGUCGCUCCAUAU
Messenger RNA from Corylus avellana, 655 nucleotides. RefSeq names its product dessication-induced 1VOC superfamily protein (gene DSI-1VOC). The record is from RefSeq and is a predicted model, not a curated record. NCBI's taxonomy places the organism in Eukaryota, Viridiplantae, Streptophyta, Magnoliopsida, Fagales, Betulaceae.